Messenger RNA from Xylaria bambusicola, 2887 nucleotides. RefSeq lists its product as uncharacterized. The transcript is spliced from 3 exons. NCBI's taxonomy places the organism in Eukaryota, Fungi, Ascomycota, Sordariomycetes, Xylariales, Xylariaceae. Bases 1 to 2682 code for a protein of 893 amino acids. The record is from RefSeq and is a predicted model, not a curated record. Gene Ontology annotation, biological process: DNA replication initiation; mitotic G2 DNA damage checkpoint signaling; mitotic DNA replication checkpoint signaling.
AUGCUGAAAUCGCCUCCCACUUCCGAGCAUACCCUUUUUGUCGACGAUGACGACGAUGGCGACGACCAUCAUUCCGUCAAUGCCUCCCGACCCUUUCAUGGCCUGGUCCUCUGCUGUACCAGUAUCGAGGCUGAUCACCGUAGCGAAAUCGCCCGAAUCACGGCCGAUAUGGGCGGCAUCCACAAGUACGACCUCACCCCCGAUGUUACCCACCUUAUCGUUGGCGACUAUAACACGGCCAAGUACCGCCAUGUCGCCAAAGAGAGACCCGAUAUAAAACCCAUGGCUGCUGGCUGGGUUAAUGCCGUGCGGACACUAUGGGUUGAAGACCGAGAAAUCGAUUUUGCUGAUCUCGAGCACCGAUUCACCCUGAAGACCUUCGAGUCUGGCGGUGGCGUCCCCAGAAACCUCGACCUAUCCCAUUACGAGAGGCAGAGAUUAAUAUGCUGCCUAACUGGCUUUGAAGACAAUAAUGUGCGGGCUAUGAUUGAGGAUAAGGUGACACAGAACGGCGGCGAAUACGUUGCCGACCUUUCACGACGAGUCACCCACCUCAUAGUUUCGAAGCCCGAGGGUAAGAAGUACAGCGCCGCCCGUCGAUGGGAGAUCCGCUGUGUUUCGAUUGAAUGGCUACACGACAGCGUAGAACGAGGUAUGAUACUCGACGAAGCCUGCUACGAUCCAACCCUCUCUCCAGAAGAACGGGGUGUUGGUGCUUGGUCACGCCGAGACCUUCGACGAUCUCUCGGCAAGAGAGUGCGAGAUGAUUCCGAUGCUUCUCUCCAAGAUGGGAGGAGAAAAUUGAGAAAGAGCGCGAGUAUGAGGAUGAACAGUCAGAACAAUAAUCUCUGGGGGGAUAUCUUAAACCAGUCUGCUGGAGAUCUGUCACGGGACGACGAUCGCCAUCGGGAUUCGAGUACGCCCGCUGCUCCUUCGGUUAUCACUAACCCGACCACAUUAGCGACCGAAACCACACAAGCUAUAAUACAACCGGCGAUCCAGCCGAGUGACAGUACUUGGCCAGCUCUGAGGAAGGGUGUCUUUUCAGGUUGUCGAUUCUUUAUCCAUGGGUUUCCGGAGCCGAAAGAGCGUAUUCUCCUCGACUUUCUCACUUCACAUGGAGGCCAGAUCUCAUUGUCUCUAGAGGAUGUUGCGUCAUCAAAUCAUGCCGAAUCAUCAAGCCACCGUUACCUACUCGUGCCGCAGUUAUCUCAGCCUGGCAGCCAUCCAAAACUUCCGGAUGGCGUGCACAUCAUCACCGAGUUUUUUAUUGAACGAUGUAUCCACAACAAAACACUCUAUUCCCCGAGUGACCACGUUUGGGGCCAGCCAUUUCCACAAUUUCCCAUUGACGGAUUUCAGGAGCUCACAAUAUGCACGGCUGGCUUUAUCAAUGAACAAUUAAAUCAGAUUGAGAAAACCGUUACACAAUUAGGAGCCAACUAUUCCGAAAAGCUGAACAGACAGAUAUCCUUACUUGUCUGCCCGGACUUGGGUGCUUUGAGGGAACAGAAGCGUGAUCUUGCUAUCUUACACCGCAUACCAAUCAUCAGUGUCGAAUGGUUAUGGCAAUGCAUUACAUCGGGGUGCUUGGUGCCGUGGGACGAGUAUCAAUUUGAAGAACUACUUCGGAACAUGGACACUAUUCGUGCUAGGUUAGAGCGGAGAGAAGAGAAUAAGAAGAAAGGGAGAGAUAGUCUCAGCAGAUCCCGAUCAGAGCCGGUCAUUACGAAGCCAGCUGUUGCGAGACCUAACCCUAGAGUACAAGCGCCACCUUCAAGAGCUGGUAUAGAUACGACUGCUUUCGACAGUGGGAUGGCGGGUGUUGAUCACCGAACGCCCUCUCUUGCAAGACAGGAUACACACGAGUCACAUUAUGAAACAGCUCCUACACAUCCACAUAUAGGCGAUGCAUUCGCAACAGCCCCACUCUCGGAAACAAAGGCAAGUAAUCUCAACAAGUCUGCGUCGCCACCGAAACAGCCCAAGGACGAUAAAGCACAGCAACGCUUUCCUAACGAAGGCGAAGUGGGCGAUUCCGAGGCGGGGGAAGACUCGGACGCCACAAGCCGAGCAACAUCAAAACAACCACCGUCUGCCCCCGACGCGGAGGCGGAACGGCAGCGCAAAGUGCAACAGGCUAAAGACCUAGAGCGUAUAGAACUAUCAAAACGGCUCACCACUCUCAUGGGCAGCGAUGAUAAGGCGCCGGAGAAGAAAACCACACUCCUCCAAUCAGGCCUUCCGGGGGGCCCUCGCCGUCGGACACGUCAGAUCCUAGGCCGCGCCACAAGCAAUGUAUCCGUCGCAUCUAGCGCGAGCGCGGAUUCGGCUACUGUCUCAGUGCAAAGACAACACCAAGACUCGGCGCAGUCUGCUGGGUCAGGGGGAUCUGAAUUCGAUAAAUUCCUCGAAUCUACUACUGGCAUAGCGGAAGGCAGCGAAGAGUAUCUCCCGCCAUCGACGCAGCUUGAGUACGAUAAUCCUGAGGCCAGGAGGAAGAGGAAUUUGGUCAUGGAGAGGUUGGCUUCUAUGGGAGAUGAGAAAGGGAAGGCGGUGAAGAGUGAGAAGGAAGGUAGGGAUGGAAAUGAGAAGGGGUCAGGGAUAUCCUCGAUGAAGAAUAGUAGUAGAGUGAGGGAUAUUGAUCCUGUUAGACGAUCUACGAGACGGGGUGGGAGGUAGUAACGGCUACUGUUAUCCGAUUUAUAGGGCUGUGUCUAUUGUCCGUUGCUUGCCAUGUCUUGUCUUGUAUCGAUAGCGUUCUGCAUCGAGGGGACUGGCUGGCAAGAUAGAGUAGAGGGUUCCCGUUACUGGGACUUCUUGACUCGUAUGGAUAUGGGAGUUUUCUGUCACGGCUGUCUGUGUCUGUGUCUGUGUCUUUAUCUUU